Molecule: messenger RNA, 927 nt
Organism: Lactuca virosa
Lineage: Eukaryota; Viridiplantae; Streptophyta; Magnoliopsida; Asterales; Asteraceae
Source: the annotation of a GenBank genome assembly
AUGUUUUCGCUAAAGAUACUGACCAAGGCGCGAUCAUCUCUGCAGUGUGUUGAACAGACAUCUUGUGUUGAGAGGAUGGUUUGGCUUAGCUAUAAGCCAUAUGACCAUUUGUAUACCUACAGAAUACCCAGAAGCUGCAGGAUCAUCAGCAAAACAUCCUUACAGAUCCCUUCUCAUGUGGUACCCAAACGGAAUCUUUCAAUCUGUUAUGUAGCAGCAGAUGAUGAUGACAACACAAUGGACCUUCAGAAAACCUCCAAUCCUAUGACUGAAAUACCAGAAAACGCAUCUAUGGAGACCACUGAAGCCAAAGAUCCAUUGACGUCAGGGGUUGUGAUUGGCUUUGUGCUUUUGUUAUGUACCGGAAACAUGCAGGCAGUGAUCGAUCUUCUUAAGAAUGGAGAAGGCAUUAUUCCUGGAUUUUUUAAGAUGAUUAUCGAUCACGUCAAAGGCGUGAUGCUAAGAGAAAAUUUCCCAAUAGGCCAUAUCAUCAAGAUCGAUGAUAAAGAUGAACUAGUGGGUCGGAUAACUGAAAAGGACAUACAUUCCACAACUAUCUUGGGUCCGGAGCUAAGACCCAUCAAAGUUCCAAACAAGUUUUUUGAAGAGAAGAAAGUUGAGAACCUCACGAUGGCUAUUGGCCAUCGUAUCAAACAUAAUCAUGUCUUUAAACUAGCUGAUUCUAAAAAGCUCAAGGCUGUGGAAGAUGAACUAUGUAAGAUGAUGAGAGAUAACCACAAACAUGUUUUAUUGGCCAAGAGAAGUCCGUUCUGUGACAUGGAAGUAAAAGGAAUAAAAGUUCAUGUUAGUUUUGGAUGCUAUGUCAAGAAGAUGGAGGAAGAUGAAUUGAAGGCUAUGAAGAAUCAAAUUCUUUUCAACGCUAUGGAUAUUACCAAGAAGCAUGGUCUGGAGAAUUGUGCCGAAUAG